Messenger RNA from Alexandromys fortis (reed vole), 4499 nucleotides. RefSeq names its product zinc finger protein OZF-like. Gene Ontology annotation, molecular function: DNA-binding transcription repressor activity, RNA polymerase II-specific. Bases 117 to 1481 code for a protein of 454 amino acids. The record is from RefSeq and is a predicted model, not a curated record. The transcript has 3 exons. Gene Ontology annotation, biological process: negative regulation of transcription by RNA polymerase II. Lineage: Eukaryota; Metazoa; Chordata; Mammalia; Rodentia; Cricetidae.
UAUACAUAUUUGGGAUACUUUAGGAUGCAGUGACCUAUGAGGAUGUGCAUGUGAACUUCACUCAUGAAGAGUGGACUUUGCUGGAUCCAUCUCAGAAGAGUCUCUACAAAGAUGUGAUGCUGGAAACCUACUGGAACCUCACCUCUAUAGGGUACAAAUGGGAAAACCACAAUACUGAAGAACAUUUUCAAAGUUCUGGGAGACCUGGAAGGUAUAUCAUCUGUCACUGUGGAUGCAAGCCAUGUGAGCAUAUGGGAUGUGGAAAGAAACAUGGUACUCCUGUCUCUCUCAGAACAAAUAAAAGAUGUGUAAUAGUUCCCUCUAUGAAAAGACAUGGUGACUGUGAAAUAAGCUUACAAGUAAUUGGUAUUCCAACUUCAGUGGGAAUAUAUCAACAAACACAUAUUGAAGAAAAACCUUCUGAGUACAAGGAAUAUGAAAAUGUGUCUGUCUAUACUGGAUCACUUUGUACAGGUCAUGUGACUCACAUGAUAGGAAAAUGCUAUAAAUGCAAUCAGUGUGGUAAGACUGUGAGUCCUUCCAGUUCUCUUCAAAGGCAUUUAAAAACUCAUAUGGGAAGAGGAAAUAAUAAAUCUCCUAAAGACUUCAGCUGUUACAAAUGUCUCCAAACACACGAAACAACCAAUAAUGAAGAGGAUCUCUAUGAAUGUAAAACCUUUAUAUCUGAUUCCUCUUUAGAUGUACAUGAAAGAACUCAUUUGGAAAAAAAUCCCUGUGAAUAUGAUAACAGUGAUAAAACCUAUGAAUGUCAUAGUCUUCAGCAAGUACAUAGAACUCAUGUUAGAGAGAAAAGGUGUGGAUAUCAUUACUGUGGUAGAGACUUUGCAUUGCCUCCUUAUCUUCAAAUACAUACAAAAAAUCAUCCUGGAGAGAAGCCCCAUGGAUGUAAUCAAUGUGGUAAAUCCUUUGCUCAUAAAAGUCAUCUUCUCAGUCAUGAAAGAACUCAUACUGGAGAGAAACCCUAUGGAUGUAAUAAGUGUGGUAAAGCAUUUGCACAUAAAAGUCAUCUUCACAGGCAUGAAAGAAGUCAUACUGGAGAGAAACCCCAUGAAUGUAAUCAAUGUGGUAAAGUUUUUGCACAAAAGAAUAAUCUUUACAAUCAUGAAAGAAGUCAUAGAGGAGAGAAACCCUAUAAAUGUAACCAAUGUGGAAAAGCCUUUGCACAGAAGAACAAUCUUCACAGUCAUGAAAGAAUUCAUACUGGAGAGAAACCCUAUGAAUGUAAUCAAUGUGGUAAAGCUUUUGCAUGUAACAGUGCUCUUUACAUGCAUAAAAGAAGGCAUACUGGUGAGAAACCCUUUGAAUGUAUUCAAUGUGGUAAAGCCUUUGUACAGAAGUACAAUCUUUACCGUCAUGAAAGAAGUCAUAGGGGAGAGAAACCCUAUAAAUGUCAUCAAUGUAGUAAAGUUUUUGCAGAUAAGUGUAAUCUUUAUAGGCACGAAAGAAGUCAUACUAGAUAGACAUCCUAUGAACAUUGAAGUAACAAAGAUUUUGCAUAUUGCAGUAGCAUUCAAAAUUAAAACAAAUUCACAGUCGUGAAAAUCCUCAUGAGGUAUAGCCUUGCAGUCCACAUACAAUUUUCCUAUCUCACCAGUGCAAAAUGCUAUUUAUGCUGUUGGUUUUCAUUGCUGUGAAGAGACAUUAUGGCUACACCAUUAUAAAGAAAACAUUCAAUUGAGAUGACUUUCUUAUAGUUUCAGAAGUUCAUCUAUUAUCUUUAUGAUGGAGCAUGGUGGUGUGUAGGCAGAUGUGGUACUGGAGUUGAGAGUGCUACACCUUGCAGGCAACAGGAAGUCAACAGACAUUCAGCAGUGUCCUAAGCACAGGAAACCUCAAAGGCUACCCCUACAGUGACACAUUCCCUCCAACAAGGCAUAUCCACCCCAACAAAGCCACACUUCCUAAUAAUGGCACUCCCUAUGAGAAUACGGGGGCCAAUAAUGACAUUACAAUUUGGUUAUUCAGUCCAAAUAGACUUAUAAAGUUGACAAAUGCCUUUAUCUGCUCAAAUAUCGAACAAAAAAUCAUCUUUAGUUGACUUGUUUACAACACACAUUUUAUAUGCUUGUCUUAAUGCAGAUAUGUAUUUUACCUUUAAAAGUUUGUGUGUUUUUAAAAAUAUUGUAUGUUUUCAGAAAAAAUGACCAGACACCAAUGAAUACAAGUAGCCCAGGUGAUCCAGCCUCCUAAAAUGCCCCUAUUACAAAUUAUUCAAAAAUAUACAUCCAAAAUCAAAGCUGUCAACUGAGAUGAUUCAGUCUCACAGAUUACCCAGUCAAGACUUCAGAUAAGCCCUGCACUGUUCUAUUAAUUACACAGAGGCUGGACAAUGAAUGUUACACUUAGUUUUCCCAGGAUUUGACCAUUACUGCAAUUUUCUUAGGAUUCCCUAGAGAUUUGUUGCCUCAGACAAUAAAACGUAAUUUAAAGAACACAACACCCACAUUUCCAAGAGUUGGGGUGGGUGGAUCUUUGUCCUUCAAUGGAUUAUGGAUGUUUAUCGUGUUUUGGGAGGUUGGUUGCAAAUUAUUACUGGUUUUGAUAAGGGAGGAAACUAAGCAAGGGAGAUGAUAUUCAGAGAUCUCUUUCUGAAAAGAAGUGGAUGGUAUUUAGUAAUGAUAGAAAAACAGGUGUAGAUGGAUCUGCUUUAAACUAAGAAGCAACUAAUAAUUUCAAAUAUUUUCAUUGUUAUGGGUGUGUGUCUAUACUUUUUAAGGUAUUGUCCCUAUGCAGCUUGUUUAAAAUGUAGUGUGAAAUUUUAGUCCUUGCUAUCUAUUUAGGUUAAUAAAGAAAGGCAGUAGUUAGUCAUCUAUAACAAUCAAAGUUUGAGUCAGUGUUAGGCAUGGUUUCAAAAUCAGACACAUAUUUUAAAUAGAUGACUUCAAACACUUCAGAGACCCACAGAAUAUGGGAUUGAAAAUGUUUUAAUAGCAGAAAAUAUGAGACACAUCUGCUACUGGCAGCACCAGUCUACUUCAAGAAAGGAUGAUGGGGAUCAAAGAACCCCCAUAUGGAAUUUGUGUCCUUUGUGGCAAAGCUACCAGUGGGCAAAGAACUGCCUUUGUUUCAACUGCUGACAGUAUUCUGUCCAAACUGAAAUAGCAGGACGCAAAGGAAUAAGACUGCCAAACUCUGCCAAGACAAGGUGGGAUAGUCCUUUAAAAUAUCCCAAUUCUUAAAAAGGUCUGUCAGAUAGUCUAGGCCUUUAGGCUAAAGAUGAAUGCCCCAGCACUGCAGAGGAACCUUGGGUGACUGUCCAGGCAGUCAGCUGUUUCUGUCAUUUCUAUACUUUAUGAAGUAGCUGGAUCUGCACUCAGGUAAUAUAUCUUUCUUGGGUCUUUGAUAGGGUUGAAAACUGGAUUGUUGCAGAUUUUCUUGUUACCCAAUAAAAAGUUUACAUAAGAGAUGUAAAGUUUAUAAGAUUGAAGAACAUAAAAUCUUAAGUUGUUUGUGUAUGAUGCUUUAAAUUCUAAAACAAUUUUUAAAGUGGUAACACAAAUUAUGGUAGAAAGUAGUUUAGGCAUAAAACUUUGGAGUCACUAGGAUAGGAUAGGUAAUAUGGCACUUUCUCUGAGCUUGGCCGGUUAAAUGGACUGGAUAGUGUAAAUGUAAUGUAAUUCUUACCUGAUAAUUGUUCUAAUUUGAAGGCUUAAGUCAUGAACAAGGCCACAUCAGUUUGGAGUUAUGAUUAAUAGGGUGUUAUUUAUUUAAAGGGGAAAAAACUUACAGAUUACCGUCCCAGACAACAGCCAUCUGCACAACCAGGAAGGGAGUCUAGUCUCCGGCGGAGCAGGAAGUGAAGAGAGCGAGCAGAGGAAAUAGCCACUUUUUUAAAGGGAGAGAGACCAUGCCCCAAUGGGCUGGUAUCACAGCAGCUAUUGGUUGGAGGGGCAGAAGGACCUCCCGCAACACCUCCCCCUUUUGUUUAAGUAAGAGAGUUCUAAACCUACUAUGAAAUUAUAUACAAUAAGUACAAAUAUCCUAUUCUAACUAGCUUAGGUCUUGUAUAAUAAAUAACUUGGCCAAGUCGUGAGAGAAAAGUAACUACAUUUAUAUAGUCUUCAACCCCAUUGAAGAUUUGAGAAGGGAAAUAAUGUUACCUGGGUAAUUAGGAAGUUCAGUAAAACAACUUCCAAAACAUGCAACAAAUCACGGAGACAACUAGCUACCUGGGCAAUCACCCAAAGUCAUGUUUGCAGCGUUGAAGCAACCAACUUUGGCUAAGGCCUAACAUAACUGACAUACCAUUUUCAAAGGCAAGCAACUUUUCAAAACUAUCUUACCCUGUCUUGGCAGGAUAUGACAGUCCUGUUUUAUUUAUUGAUGCACGCUCUGUAUCUCUGUCAGUUGUUGAGGUAUGGGCAUUUCUUUGCCCCAAGGCCAGUUCUGCCAAAAAGAAAGGCUCCAGGUGGAGUGUCUUUGGUGCUCAACAUUCUCUCGGGAAUAGAGCGGUGUUGCCAGGAGCAAUUGUGUCUCAC